Messenger RNA from Triticum dicoccoides, 2678 nucleotides. RefSeq names its product autophagy-related protein 13b-like. Gene Ontology annotation, biological process: autophagosome assembly; mitophagy; protein localization to phagophore assembly site. The transcript has 3 exons. Lineage: Eukaryota; Viridiplantae; Streptophyta; Magnoliopsida; Poales; Poaceae. The coding region runs from base 673 to 2442 and encodes 589 amino acids. Gene Ontology annotation, cellular component: Atg1/ULK1 kinase complex; cytosol; phagophore assembly site. The record is from RefSeq and is a predicted model, not a curated record.
GAGAUCUCUUUUUUAUCCCCUCCCCCUCCAUGGAGCCAUGAGUUCACCUCCAGUUCCGCCGCGACUCAUCGUGGUCGGCAACCACUACUAGGCCCCGGCCGCCCCGAUCCUCCACGAGACAGCAGGUGCUCGCUUCCAAUGCGGCUCCCCUUCCAGUUUCUUGGGCUCGAAUUGGGAUUCCACGAGCGCGCUCGCUUAGCUUUCUAGGGAUUUUGCUAGGGUUCUUCCGUUCAACUCGAAACUUUUUUUUUCUUGCGCGAUUCUUAGUUUCGUUGCGUUGCUCCCCACGGAAUUGGUGUUUUUCUCUGCUUGUUGCGUGGGGGAAUCGGGGUGAAAAGCUGCGUUUUUUGUGCAGUUUCAAGGCGCGGCGACUUUUUGUUCUUCUUCAGUUCUUGAUGGGUUUAGUUUAGGGUUCUUGCUCUGUCUGCGAGCCUUCCGAUUUCAUCGGAUUUGAUCUGGUAGCUUCGCUCUCUUGCUCCAAGGAAUCAAACUCGUAGAUCAAAUCGCAGUUCUAGACCACCUAGAAUUUGUGAAUUUUGUUUGCCAUCUAGCUGCCGGAGAGGCUCCAGAAUCACAAAAUUCUCAGUUUUUGGCACUUUCCACCGGCUUGCCUCCAGUAGCUCCAAAUUUGACCAACUUCUUGCUUUUGGCAUCAUCCCCAACCACAUAACUAUGGCCGCCACUGCCUCAGAGCCGCCCAUGGUGGAGCAAGUGAUCACCGAGUUCUUUGCCAAGAGCCUCCACAUCAUCCUGGAGUCCCGCUCGCCCUACGAAUCAUCACGCAGCUUCACGCGGCCUUCACCGCCAUCUUCGCCGCUCUCUGGCAGCCAGCCACGGGACAGGUGGUUCAACCUUGCCCUCCGGGACUGCCCAGCUGCACUUGAGAACUUUGACCUGUGGAGACAGAGCAAUCUUGAGCCAUUGGUUAUUGAUAUUGUGAUGCUCCGGCGUGACAAUCCCAACACUACCUGUGCUGAGGGUGGCAAGAUCAUAGAGAGGUGGGUGAUACAGUAUGAAACCAGCAAGCCUGGCAGUGGCAAUGGUAAUGGCAGCAAGAACCAUAGCAGGAAGUCUAGGAACAGCCCGGCUGAGGAUCAUAGCUUGUACAGGAGUACAUACAAGGGCUCAACAGUGUUACUUCGGUCAUUGCAUCUGGUUGUCAGGCUCUUGCCAGCCUACAAUCUCUUCAGGGAGUUGAAUUCAUCUGGGAGAAUCCGUCCACUUAACCUGUCACACAAGAUAUCAUCAUUCGUCGAGCCGUUUACUAGGGCAGAGGAUGCAGAGAUGAAGCACUAUGCAUUUGCUCCAAUUGAAACUCUGUUUGGCCGCCUGAGCUUGUCAGUUUCUUAUGUGCCAGUGCUGGAGGUGGUGGCAGCACCAGAGCCAACCACACACAUGUCAACAGAGCUUAUAAUGGAUUAUGUCGGGAGCCCCACAACAGACUUCCUCAGGACGUUCAAUUCCCUGCCUUCAGAUGGCAUUGCACCUGAUUGUGCUGCAAUGACUAGGCGUCACAGUUGGAGUAUUGACCCUGGAGCUAGACCAUCGGUAUCACCAUCUCCUCUUUUGCAUGAUAGUCCUCUAACACGUUUGCAUCCACAUAGCACAAUAUCCUCUGGGAAGAAAAAAAGUACAGGAUUUGAAGACUGCUAUCAGUCACCACUGUUGUCACCAUCGCCAUCCCGUUCCCCUUCUGCUAGCUACCCAAAAAAUUCUUUGUUCCGAUAUGAGAGUGCUCCUGUGGUCAUUCCCACUGGGAGGGAUGGUGGAGGUAGUGGACUGCCUCCUUCUCCAUCUUUCAAGGGUAAACACCAGCUCCCAUCUCAAAACUACAACCUAACCCCAUCGCCUGAUGGAGAUUCAAAUGUAAGGAAGGAUUUGGUCAGGUUUGGUGAAUUUGAGAAUAAUACCAUGCAAAAGGUGCUAUCUUUUGAUAAAUAUGAUUUGGGAUAUUUUCAUGGACUGAAGUUGACUCGGACUGCGAGCAAACUUUUUAUCACGGAUGAACUGGAUGAGCGGGAGUUGGCAUUUGCAUGGGAAGAUAGAGAUAUCAUUAUUGAUCAACUUAACAGGGUUGGUAUCUCGGAUAGGGAGGGCCAAGAGACAAACCAGGACGCUGGAGGCUCGAUGACAAGGACUCCAGCUGCAGGCAUCGGCGCUCUUGUGCGCAUGCUCAAGACGGCCCCGGGCCUCAGGGCAAGCCGCCCAUCAAUCGAAGCUCCUCCCCCAGUUCCUCAAGAAUCUUCAGUUCAGAGGGUCAUGACCGAGGAACACGGCGACAUGGCAUCAAGCUCUGCCUUGCUCCAAUCAAAGACGGCAGCGGACGCACUGGAGGAGCUAAAGAAAUACAAGGCUAUCAGAGAAUCGAUACUGGACCGUGCGAAAGCGUUGCCCCGGGAUGAUGGCAAGAUGGGGGAGAAACCCGCCGAUGGAGAUCCUUAGCAAACAUACAGUAUGACGACGAAAAGACUUGUGUACAUAUAUGUAUUAUAAGGUAGCUGACGAUUCCCACCCCCCAUACCUUAGUUGCUAGUAGCUACUAGGGUGCGGCCAAAAUCUAUAUGUAUAAGUUAUAUGACAAUACCCAUCCAUCCAGCUGCCUUGAGAUGAAGGCCCAGCUAUGGAUUUUGUGUAAAGUUGAAAACCGAAAUGCCUAGCUGCUUCGAUCAGAUUGUUUU